This is a messenger RNA of Macrobrachium nipponense, 447 nucleotides long. RefSeq names its product collagen alpha-1(III) chain-like. Lineage: Eukaryota; Metazoa; Arthropoda; Malacostraca; Decapoda; Palaemonidae. Bases 1 to 447 code for a protein of 148 amino acids. The record is from RefSeq and is a predicted model, not a curated record. The transcript is spliced from 2 exons.
AUGUGUCAUGGAAGGGUGGGCGAGGCCCGCCACGUUUCCCGGGACUGGCUGGCGGGGCCCACCCGCCAUGUGUCCCGGGGAUGGGUGGGCAAGGCCUGCUAUGUUUCCCAGGACGGGCGGGCGGGGCAUGCCAAGAAUCCCGGGACGGGCGGGCGGGGCUCGCCACAUGUCCCGGGACUUGGUAGCAGGCCCCGUCCGCCCGUCCCGGGACGUUUUUGGACAAAGGCAAGCACCGCCCACCCACACGUCCCGGGACGGGCGGACGGGGCCUGCUACACGUCCCGGGACAUGUGGCGAGCCCCGCCCGCCCGUCCCGGGAUGCUUGGCAUGCCCCGCCCGCCCGUCCUGGGAAACAUAGCAGGCCUUGCCCACCCAUCCCGGGACACAUGGCGGGCCCCGCCAGCCAGUCCCGGGAAACGUGGCGGGCCUCGCCCACCCUUCCCAUGA